GCUGCUUCGGCCUCUAUCCUACUUGUUCCUCUGGUGAACUAGGUUAAUUAAAUCCACAAAAAGAUGCCCAAAUUACUACAAAGCAUCGUCACUGUCAUCGAAGUUUUCUACCAGUAUGCCACCAAGGAUGAGGAGUGUGGCAUGUUGAACAAGGCAGAAAUGAAAGUAUUUUUGGAAAAUGAAUUCCGUCAAAUUAUGAAGAAUCCAGAUGAUCCAGACACUGUAAAUAUCAUCAUGCAAAGUCUGGAUCGAGACCAUAACAAGAAAGUGGAUUUUACUGAGUAUCUUCUGAUGAUAUUCCAGCUGGCUCAGGCUUGUAAUAAAAUCAUCGGCAAAGAUUACUGCCAAGCUUCAGGGUCAAAGCAAAGAGAUCGCAGUCACCAGCACCAAGAGGAACAAGAGGAACAUAGUGAAACAGAAGAGAAGGGCAACAGGCAAGAAUCGUCUUGCAGGCAUUCAAGUUGGAGUGCAGGAGAGAAUGAUUCCUAUUCCAGGGGCUCCAGAGGACGCAUUAAACACAGGCCUCAAUCCAGCUCCAGAAGAGUUGGGCAUCAAGGAGGCUCAUCUAAUUUGGGACACAGGCAAAGCUCUGAGGAAAGAUGGAGAGAGUCAAGCUCGGGCCACUUCAAGGAUAAUAAGAAAAAUAAGUAUGGCUCUCAUCAGCAAGAAAGGUCUGGGAGUGAAGAAGAUGGUUAUACUCAGUCAAAUAGCUAUAGAAAAAGAUCACACUCAGCAAAUCAGUCAGGCGGUUGUGGAGAACAAGGGUAUGGUUCCCACUCAGAGGAUCGGUCUUUCAGUUCUGACCAACAUGGGUCUCACUCAAAUGAAUCUUUAGGAAAUAGACUACAGGAGAAGAAAUCAAAUCAACAUCAUGGAUUCAGCUCAGGGAGUUGUGGAGGACAAGACCACUGGUCAAAUUCAAAUGAGCCCACUGGUUAUGGCCAUGAGUCUGGCUCAGGUCAGUCCUCUAGUCAAAGAAGACAUGGAUCCCACUCAAGUGGUCAGUCAGGACGCCGUGAAAGACAAAAGCAUGGCUCUGGAUCAGGACAAUCCUCUAAUUAUGGAAAAUAUGGAUCUGGCUCUAAUCAAUCUUCUAGUCAGAGAUACCAUGAGCCUAGUUCAGAAUCCAAUUUAGGUGAGUCAUCAAGCUGUGGACAACAUGGAUCUGGGUUUGGUCAGUCUUCUGGCUGUGGGCAAAAUGGGCCUGGUUUAGGUCAAUCCUCUAGUUACGGACAACAUAGUUCUACUUCAAGGCAGUCAUCAAACUUUGGACACCAUGGAACUAGCUCAGGCCAGUCUUCCAGCUAUGGUCAACAUGGGUCUAGAUCAAGUCAGUCUUCUAGCCACAGCCGACAUGGGUCAGGCUCAGGUCAGUCUUCUAGCUAUGGCCAACAUGGAUCAGGAUUAGGCCAGGCUUCCAGCUAUGAACAACAUGGGUCUGAAUCAGGUCAAACCUCUGGCUAUGGCCGACACAGGUCUGGCUCAAGUCAAUCUUCUAGACAUAGCCGACAUAGGUCUGGAUCAGGUCAAUCCUCUGGCUAUGGCCGACACAGGUCUGGCUCAAGUCAAUCUUCUAGCCAUAGCCAAUAUAGGUCUGGAUCAGGUCCAUCCUCUGGCUGUGGACAACACAGACGUAGCUCAGGUCAAUCUUCUAGCUUUGGGCAACAUGGAUUUGGAUCAGGUCAAUCCUCUAAUUAUGGACAACAUGGUUCUACUUCAGGACAGUCAUCAAACUUUGGACACCAUGGAACUAACUCAGGCCAGUCUUCCAGCUAUGGUCAACAUGGGUAUGGCUCAGGUCAGUCUUCCAGCUAUGGUCAACAUGGGUAUGGCUCAGGUCAGUCUUCUAGCUAUGGUCAACAUGGGUAUGGCUCAGGUCAGUCUUCCAGCUAUGGUCAACAUGGGUAUGGCUCAGGUCAGUCUUCUAGCUAUGGUCAACAUGGGUCUGGCUUAGGUCAAUCCUCUAGUUAUGGACAACAUGGUUCUACUUCAGGUCAGUCAUCAAACUUUGGACACCAUGGAACUAACUCAGGCCAGUCUUCCAGCUAUGGUCAACAUGGGUAUGGCUCAGGUCAAUCUUCUAGCUAUGGUCAACAUGGUUCUGGCUCAGGUCAGUCUUCUUAUGGUCAACAUGGUUCUGGCUCAGGUCAGACUUCUAGCUGUGGUCAACAUGGUUCUGGCUCAGGUCAGUCUUCCAGCUGUGGUCAACAUGGGUCUGGCUCAGGUCAGUCUUCUUAUGGUCAACAUGGUUCUGGCUCAGGUCAGUCUUCUUAUGGUCAACAUGGUUCUGGCUCAGGUCAGUCUUCUUAUGGUCAACAUGGCUCUGGCUCAGGUCAGUCUUCUUAUGGUCAACAUGGCUCUGGCUCAGGUCAGUCUUCUUAUGGUCAACAUGGCUCUGGCUCAGGUCAGUCUUCUUAUGGUCAACAUGGCUCUGGCUCAGGUCAGUCUUCUUAUGGUCAACAUGGUUCUGGCUCAGGUCAGUCCUCUAGUUAUGGUCAACAUGGUUCUGGCUCAGGUCAGUCUUCUUAUGGUCAACAUGGCUCUGGCUCAGGUCAGUCUUCUUAUGGUCAACAUGGCUCUGGCUCAGGUCAGUCUUCUUAUGGUCAACAUGGUUCUGGCUCAGGUCAGUCCUCUAGUUAUGGUCAACAUGGUUCUGGCUCAGGUCAGUCUUCUUAUGGUCAACAUGGUUCUGGCUCAGGUCAGACUUCUAGCUGUGGUCAACAUGGUUCUGGCUCAGGUCAGUCUUCCAGCUGUGGUCAACAUGGGUCUGGCUCAGGUCAGUCUUCUUAUGGUCAACAUGGUUCUGGCUCAGGUCAGUCUUCUUAUGGUCAACAUGGUUCUGGCUCAGGUCAGUCUUCUUAUGGUCAGCAUGGUUCUGGCUCAGGUCAGUCUUCUUAUGGUCAGCAUGGCUCUGGCUCAGGUCAGUCUUCUUAUGGUCAACAUGGCUCUGGCUCAGGUCAGUCCUCUAGUUAUGGUCAACAUGGUUCUGGCUCAGGUCAGUCCUCUAGUUAUGGUCAACAUGGUUCUGGCUCAGGUCAGUCUUCUUAUGGUCAACAUGGCUCUGGCUCAGGUCAGUCUUCUUAUGGUCAACAUGGUUCUGGCUCAGGUCAGUCUUCUUAUGGUCAACAUGGUUCUGGCUCAGGUCAGACUUCUAGCUGUGGUCAACAUGGGUAUGGCUCAGGUCAGUCUUCCAGCUAUGGCCAACACAGGUCUGGAUCAGGUCAGCCUUAUAGCCAAUCUGGGUGUGGAUGGAGUCAGCCUUCUAGCUGUGGCCAACACAGAUCUGCCUCUCACCAUAGUCAACAUGGAUCUGGCUCAGGUCUGUGUUCUAGCUCUGAACAAUCUGGGUUUGAAUCUGGUCAGUAUUCUGGCACUGGACAAUAUGGGUCUGGCUCAUAUAGCUCUGAACAAUAUGGCUUUGGAUCUGGUCAGUAUUCUGGCACUGAACAAUCUGGGUUUGGCUCAUCUCACUCAACUAGCUCUGGACAAUAUGGUUUGGGAUCUGGUCACUGUUCUGACGCCGAACAAUCUGGGUUUGGCUCAUCUCACUCAUCUAUCUCCGGACAAUACGGUUUGGGAUCUGGUCACUGUUCUGACGCCGAACAAUCUGGGUUUGGCUCAUCUCACUCAUCUAACUCUAGACAAUGUGGUUUUGGAUCUGGUCAGUGUUCUGACACCGAACAAUAUGGUUAUGGCUCGUGUCAUUCACCUUGCCCUAAACAAUGUGGUUCUGGAUCCAGUUGGUGUCCUAGCUAUGAGCAACAUGAAUUACAAGGAAGAUGUGGGUUAAUUUUAAUUGGUACUCAUGAUGAGGACAGUAAACCCAAAAUAGGCUCAACUCCCAAUCAAUCAAGAAGAAAUAGCCAGGAACGGUCAGGGUACAAUGAAGAAGAAAGAAGUAGUGAGUCUGAGAGAUACGAGAGUAUUCAUGGACAAAGACAAGCAGAAAGCUCCUUGAGUUGUGGCUUUGGACAACCUACAGCCAACACACCCAAUUUAGUGUUAAUGUUCAAGGAGGAUAAUAGACAAGAUGGCCAUUAUUAUUAUCAGACAGAAGGCGAUAACUGUGGAGAUGGAAGCACCAACUCAAGUUCCCACAGUUUCAGUAGCAGCACUCCACUCUAUAAAUAUGUCCAAGAGCACAGGUGUUAAUUCUAAUGAUGAAUAAUAAACAGAAGUGAAAUUAACUCAAGUAGUAAUUUAAAAAAUAAGAAACUAUAACAGACAAGCAACUUAUUAUAAAGCAUCUUUCUAAAAGUGAAUGUAUUUGUUUCUAUCUUUUUCAUUUGACUGCAUUCUAUUCAUUGUUAUUGGGUUCCUUCCAAAGAAUGUAGGGUAUGUGGGCUACAUUGCUAGGAAAUCCUGAGCUGAAUAAAUAAUGUGUGGGACUAAAUUUAGAAGCAUAAUAUAAAGUAUUUAUGGAGCCUAGGGUUUAGUUAAGGUGUCUUUUUGAGAGUUCACUACUCAUUAUUUAUGCCAAACUAAGCCUGCAUCUUUAAAAAGCAAAAAAUUAUAUUACCAGUUCUGGAGCCAAAGCUUCUCUUACAUCAAUGUAAACCAUAAUUUUUGGUGUGCCCCACAUUGGAUGGUAGCAGAAAGAAGAUCCUAAAAGCAAAGAUGUAAUGUAGGAAGUUUCCCAGUUUAUGAAAACCAUCAAGCCCUUAUUCUCAGGUGCAUCUUUCAUCAGUAACCUACAGCGUCAUUAAAAAGUGGCACCAGGUGUUUGUUUCUCCCUAGCCAGUGAGUGAGAGCAUUAUUUCUUAAACAGCAGAGAUGGACCAGUUCAGGAUUAAGAAAUCCAAAUGAGGGCUCUGACUUGUUUUUAGCAAGAAAGAUGUUGCCCAAGAAUUGCUCUAGGUAAAAACAAAACAAAACAAAACUUUGGAAGAGCAAUACCAUGGAAAUACAAUGGCUCCAACCUAUCUCUAUAGUUCAUUGGCCUUUCCACAUAGGAAAAUAGCCUUUAAACCCAGAGGGAAAGAAAGACUCAUCUGCCACUGCUGUAUAGUUGCUUGGUUUGACUAUAACAUAUUUGUUUCAAAUAACUGGACUGCAUUAAAAUUAACAAUAAAAAAUAAUGAUUAAA
Messenger RNA from Myotis daubentonii (Daubenton's bat), 5086 nucleotides. RefSeq lists its product as uncharacterized. The record is from RefSeq and is a predicted model, not a curated record. NCBI's taxonomy places the organism in Eukaryota, Metazoa, Chordata, Mammalia, Chiroptera, Vespertilionidae. Gene Ontology annotation, cellular component: keratohyalin granule; cornified envelope. Gene Ontology annotation, molecular function: transition metal ion binding; calcium ion binding. Gene Ontology annotation, biological process: establishment of skin barrier.